Messenger RNA from Prorocentrum cordatum, 1998 nucleotides. The record is from the annotation of a GenBank genome assembly. Lineage: Eukaryota; Dinophyceae; Prorocentrales; Prorocentraceae.
AUGAUACCAUCCGAGGUGGACUCUCCCGAUGCAAUCUCGUCAGGCAGCCCAAUGGGUGUAAAGCAUGCCGCAGUGCGUAAACUUGGGCAUGAGUUGGGCAUCCCGAAGUCUCAGCUUGAUGCGUCCCGCUUUAAGUUCAUCACCAGGGUGCACUACUGGGCCGCAGAUGUUGGCACACAUGGCGCCGAGGCCCCCUGGGGCGAGCACGAGAUCGAUUAUCUGCUGCUGUACAAGCUGAGGCCAGGCGAGGUACUAGAUAUCAUGCCGCACCCCGACGAAGUGUCCGCGGUGAAGUGGCUGGCCCGCGAGGAGCUGAGGGAGGCCAUUGGAGGUACCGGCCCCCUCGCCCAGGAGUUGCGGUCCUGGUCGCCCUGGUUCCGCGUCAUCGCCCAGAGCUUGCUCGACCCUUGGUGGGCGGACCUCGACGCGGCGAUAGCCACGGACAAGUUCGUGGACGUCUCCACCAUCUUAGGCGCGGCGCCCAGCCUGGACGCCGCGAUGGGCGCGGAGCGCGCCGCGCUCCGGCAGGGCGGCGAGGACGCGCAGCGCCGCGCCGCGCUCGCCGCGGAGCGCGAGGACCGCCUCGAGGGCCUCGCCGACUUCGAGGCAGCGGGCGACCAGGCUCUGGCCCGUGCCGUUUCCAAGGUCGGCCGGCUGCUGCGCCCUUUGGAGGCGGCCCCUGCGCCGCGGCUCGAGCUCGGGGGCCUCCUCGCGGACAACAUGAGAGCGGCAUCCAGGGGAAACCCCGACAUAGCCCGCUGCGACGACAUGCUCGCCAGCGUCUCGCGCUCUGUGGCAGCCGUGGUCAGGCAGCUGCCCCCUGGCCUGUGCCUCGAUGUCUGCGUUCUCUGUCUCGCCCUGUGUGCCCUGUGCACCGUCGAGGGAGACACCGAGAGGUACAGAGGCCGCGAGCACGCGAAGGAGACCGAGCUGCGAGACUUCUGCGAUCAGCUUUUCACCGACGACGACCGCGGCAUUCAUAGCAUCGGGGCUGGCAACGAGGCAGCUCUCCUCCGUAAUUUCGGAGCCGUAUCCAGGAUAUACAAGACGCUCCCAGAGGGUUCCCGCGGAGUCAUCUGGGACACUGUGAAUAAAGUGGGUGCAGGCAUGGCCGAGCAUGCGACCGCCGACUUGGGCCAAGGUACAGUCGACCAGGCUUCAUACGACCGCUACUGUCACAUGACUGCUGGCUCGGUUGGCGAAGGAUUCACGAGACUUUUUGUUGCACGAGGUGUGGAGGCGGAUGCUAUCAUGGCAUCUGGCGAGCGGGUUUGGCCGUUCUGCGCCGACGCGGCCAAGGAGUGUGCAGAUCUCGGGUUGGCUCACUCCAGCAGUCUGUUCCUGCAGAAGGCGAGCGCGAUCCGCGACUACCUGGAGGACUACGUGGGCGGCCAGGCAGUCUGGCCGCAGAGCGUGUGGAGGAAGCAUGCCAAGACCCGGCGACCUGGGCGAGUUUGCGCGGCCCACCGCCCACGGCGCCGGCCGGUGGGCCCCCCUGGAGGGUGCCGGCGGAGAGGUCGCCGGGAGAGGCGCCGGCGAGCAGGCCUUAGUGUGCCUCAACGAGCUCGUGGCGGACGCGCUGGAGCUGGUGCCCGACUCCCUCGAGUACCUCUGCUGGGCCUUUUUCAUGUUGAUGCCAUUAUUCGUUCCCCUGAUCAUGGCCAUGGCGACUCUUGCGCGGUGCUUCAACAACCCCAGGCUCUUCACCGGGGCCGUCGAGGUCAGGAGGAGCCUCGCGGCACGCCUCGUCAUCGCAGCCGUGGAUGGACCAUGUGUUGUCAAUUGGUGGUUUGGAAAAAUGGCUCGCGAGCUGGCAGAGUCCGUUCGCAAAGGCACCUGCGCUGGCGCCAGCGGCCCUAUCGCGUCGGGAAACAAAACAUGGCAUAAAACAUUAGCUUUCGGAGAUCCGCGCGGACCUCUCGCGUCGGCGCUGGACCCCCGUCCUCGGCGCGCGGGACGCGCCAGGGGCGGCGCCGCCGGCGCCCCCAGGGGGCCCCA